Corylus avellana is the source of this 835-nucleotide messenger RNA. Its product is annotated as RING-H2 finger protein ATL79-like. Lineage: Eukaryota; Viridiplantae; Streptophyta; Magnoliopsida; Fagales; Betulaceae. The record is from RefSeq and is a predicted model, not a curated record.
CUAUCUUCCCAAUGAUUCCAGCCUCUGUAUCAGCUCUGUGUCUCUCAAAAUCCAUGAAGCCAACAGAGCUCCAUAGCCGGAGACUCCUUUUGAGUGGCUGCCCACAAAAACCCCACAUUGAAAACGCAGAGAGAACAAUAAGCGUAUGCAUCACAAUCGUCAUCAUGAUCACGCUCAUCUGCACCUUGCUCAUCUCCAUGUUCAAAUGCUUCCGCGGCAGGCCGUCCAAUAAUCUGUCUCCUCCGCCUCAAGACACCCACACCACGGCGUCGUUUCCGGGCGACGUGCUCGCCUCCCUGCCUAUCUUAAUCUACGGCGGGUCGUUCUCGCCUUCUUCUUCUUCUUCUAAAUCCAGUACGACGUCGUCGUCGCCGCUGGGGUCAGAGACGAACUGUGCGAUAUGUUUGGGGGAGUUUUUGCACGGAGAGGAAGUCAGGGUUUUGCCGAGGUGUAAGCACAUGUACCACAAGGACUGUAUUGAUCAGUGGCUGGUGCUCAGAUCCUUGCAUUGCCCCAUUUGUAGGGACCGUACGAUCGAGCUUGACGUGGAGCCCACGAGGACACGUUGCGCCGUUGUUGACGUUGGUGAUCCAUCCUUGUUGUUGGGUCCUAGCUUUGCCAAUCACUUGCAGUAAGUUUAAUUAGGCUCUGUUUGGUUGUUGGGAAAACUUGGACCGUCAAAAGAGGUUUCGAUGUCUCCGUAUAAUCUCGGCAACCGAACACAGCUUUAGUGCCUUAGAGGAAAUUCUUGGCCCUUGGGUAUACGUUUAGGUACGAAGAGCAUCUCAUGUAUCGAAGAACUUUUUGUCAUUUGUUGAGUGUGAAUUAGUAUAAU